CCCAGGCAUCUCCAGGAGCUCUUGCCUAUGUGGGAACCACCCUGCCUGCCAGCACUGGAAGCGGGGAUUCCCACUAAGCGUGGGUGUUAAGCCCGCCUUCCCAGCUCUUAAAGCACCACCUGGCACCCGAGCUGGAGUGCUCACACAGGUUGGACAGCCUGGCGACUGUGCAGAGCCGUUCUCUGCCUGCUUCAGGAACCAUGAGGGUGAGGUACUGGCUAGCAGUGUUGCUGUUGUGGGCAUGGUCUAUCCCGCCGCUGGCCCCAAGCUCGGCAGCGGCAGCGGACACACCCACAUACCGGUGGCAGGAUGCAGAGACACAGGAGUGGCUAGUGUGUAACCAGUGCCCUCCGGGCACAUUUGUGCAGCUGCCUUGUCGCCAGGACCGCCCCACAACGUGUGCUGCAUGCCCGCCACGCCACUAUACACAAUACUGGAACUAUUUGGAGCGCUGCCGUUAUUGCAACGUCAUCUGCGGGGAACACGAGGAGGAGGUGCGGCCUUGCCAUAACAUUCAUAAUCGUGUCUGUCGCUGCCGCCCAGGUUACUUCGCGCAUGCAGGUUUCUGCCUAGAACAUGCGUCUUGUCCUCCAGGCGCCGGUGUGAUCGUCCCUGGCACCUCCAGCCAGAACACUCAGUGUGGUCCAUGCCUCACAGGCACCUUCUCGGCCAGCAGCUCAAGUUCAGAACAAUGCCUUCCUCACCGUAACUGCUCAGCCCUAGGCUUGGUCCUCAACGUGCCUGGCUCCUCCUUCCGCGAUGCCCUAUGCACCAGUUGCACCAGCUUCCCUCAUGGAGCCAGAGGGCCAGGGACUGAGGAGUGUGAACGUGCUGUUAUGGACUUUGUGGCUUUCCAGGACAUUUCCUUCAAAGGGCUACAGCGGCUACAGCAGGCCCUGGUAAGCCCUGGCAAACCAGGCCCAUCACCACCACAGGAAGCCCUCAUGGCCUUACAGCUGCAGCUCCGACAGCAGCUCUCCAAGCUCAGUGAAGCUCAGAACCAGGCACUGUUGCCACAGCUGCUUCAGGCACUACAUAAGGCUAGGCUGCCCCAGCUGCAGAGGCGCUUGCGUACAUGCUUUCUUAUGGCUCCCUGAGCCCCUUCCCUGUCUGCAGGACUUUAUUCUAUAUUCCCAACCUGUGUCACCCAAACCUCACCAGAAGACUCCUUCAGGUUUAUUUUAUAAAGCCAUUCAUUUUGUAAGCCAGUUGCUCUGAAGUUGUGAUUCUGCUCAAAGGCCAAUAUGGGACCCUUGGUGGGAAGUCUAUCCCUUCUUGCUUCCAAGCCCUUAGAAAUGAGGAUGAUCACAAUUUCUGCUCACCCUGAUGUGUCCCAAAAGUCACUUCAUGAAACCCCUAAUCUUGCUCAGUGGUUGACAGAAUUGAGGGAACAUGGCCACGGUGACUCCUGGGAAAACAUCUAGUGUCCACAUGCUGGAAGAUUUCCCCUAACCUGGUUUUACCAUCUUUUGAAUUCAACCCACUCCUAAUUCCCAGGGGCUCCUCCAGGAGGCACCCAGCCAACCUAUUGUAGCCCAGCACCUUCCCAGAAAUGAGGCCUUGAGGUAAUAUCCAGACCCUUCAGUGACUUGGGAAACUGCCCUGCCACUUUCUGCCCCUCUAAGGUAACCAAAUCCUUCCUGAGGCUGGAGGCCCAGCCCUUCCUGCUUGUCCUGGGACACAAGCCCACAACAGACCCUUGGGACUGGCCAGGGACCUCCCCAUGAAUCACAGCGCCCACAGAAGAAUAAAUCUACUUCUUCCCACUGAGUCAUACCCUUCUCAGGCCCCCUUAAGGAAAGUUGACCUGACUUUGGAUACUAGGUAUUGAGCCUAUAGCCCAACCACAACUCCAAACCUUCCUGGGAGUUAUCACUUUCCCAGCAAAGACCCCAGAAUAGCAGUUUCCUGUAGUAACCACCGUGCCUAGGGUAGGGAACCAGCCUUUAGUUGCCUUAAGGGAUGGUUGGACAGGAGCCAAACUGUCUAUUUUACAAGCUUGAGCUGGCUACACUAGGAAGUCAGAGAACUCAGCUGGUCUCAUGGGCAUAACUGGCCCUAACACAAAUGAUUGCUGGUCCUAAGGGGCCUAACCUCACCCUAGCUGGAGAUGGAAAUCCAGUAUAUCACUGACCAGGGCCCUGUAGGGACUCAGCCCUCCUAACACAAAACCAGGGUACUAUCUGAGCUGGUAACAGCAACACCUGACCUGGAAAGGGAUGUGUGCUCAAGGAUAUCACUCAAACCUUUGUGUGUGUUGUGGGGGGGUACAGCAGGACUUGACUUCCAAACAUUUCUACAUCGGCCCUCUCCCUUGGAGAUUAAAGCUGAGAAAGAAUGGCUUAGUGGGAAAAGUCUGCUGAACCUUGUUCUAAGGUUGCAUUAAAACCCAGAAGAGCUGGGAAUCAUGUCCCAUGCCUGUAAUUUUAGCAGAUAGAGGGCAGGAGCAGAGGGUUCCAGGUUAGCCUGGGCUAUACAGAAAGAUCCUGUCACCCCUCC
Molecule: messenger RNA, 2499 nt
Organism: Nannospalax galili (Upper Galilee mountains blind mole rat)
Lineage: Eukaryota; Metazoa; Chordata; Mammalia; Rodentia; Spalacidae
Gene: Tnfrsf6b
Product: TNF receptor superfamily member 6b
Exons: 3
Coding region: 201-1097 (298 amino acids)
Molecular function (GO): protein binding
Source: RefSeq, a predicted model, not a curated record